AAAUAGACGUGCAAACAAUAAAAUGGUCGUACCAAAAGCACAAUCCAGAGAAGUUUGAGCGGAAGCAAAAGCGUCGCUUCUCUCUCUCUCUCUCUCGCUCGCUCCCUCUCAUGGCGGUCAUCAAUACCAUAGCCUCUCAGAGGUUCCUCUCCCUCUCCAACUCAACUUCCACGCUCUUCAGGUCCAAGUCUUCCUUUAACCUACCGUCUUCCUCCUCCUCCUGUAUCAGAAUUUCCGCCGUCUGUCCUACCGGAGCUCGUAGGUUUCGGCCGCCGCCAGCUUCCGUGUCGAUUAAUGACGGACUCGACGUCAUCCCCGUCCAGAGCGUCGACUUGAUGGAUCAGCUUGAUGCGAUCGCACCUCUAAUAAACAGGGAAGGAGAGAAUGACGAAAGCUGCCUCGAUCAGCCAGGACCAAGUGCGAACCAGAUCGUGGGAUUUGCUUUCGAAAGCCGGGGUGAUGGAGGUGUGGAAGGAGGAUUGGCCUUCUCCUCGUCUUCCUCUUCUUCUGGUUCUCCGAUAGAAAGGGGGGAUCAGUAUAAGAUUGUUGAUCGGAUCAUCAACGCAUCCAUUGUGCUUGCAGCUGGCUCAUUUGCCGUCACGAAGAUGCUCACCGUCGAUAGUGAUUACUGGCAUGGUUGGACUUUAUAUGAGAUUGUAAGAUAUGCACCCUUGCAUAACUGGACCGCAUAUGAGGAUGCUUUAAAAACAAACCCUGUCUUGGCUAAAAUGAUGAUUAGUGGAGCUGUCUACUCUAUAGGAGACUGGAUUGCUCAGUGUUAUUCAGGGAAACCUCUUUUUGACUUUGAUCGUGCUCGCAUGCUACGCUCAGGACUCACAGGAUUUGCUCUUCAUGGUUCUCUUUCUCAUUACUACUAUGAAAUCUGUGAGUACCUAUUUCCCUUCCACGAUUGGUGGGUGGUCCCAGUUAAAGUAGCAUUUGAUCAAACUGUCUGGUCUGCAAUUUGGAACAGCAUUUAUUAUGUGGUCGUUGGUUUCUUGCGAUUAGAGUCUCCAGCAAACAUUUUCAGCGAACUGAAAGCUACCUUUUGGCCUAUGUUAACUGCUGGGUGGAAACUUUGGCCUUUUGCCCAUUUGAUUACUUACGGGGUAAUUCCAGUUGAGCAGAGACUUCUUUGGGUUGACUGUGUUGAGCUCGUUUGGGUUAUGAUACUAUCAACUUACUCAAAUGAGAAGUCUGAAGCAAGACUGUCAGAGGCUAUAUCUGAGCUGAGUGCAGAGUCUCAAUCUGUUGUAGCUCCAGAGGAGAUGAAUAAAUAAUUUCUGCCAGUAGUUGAUGAUGAAUUUGUUUGGAUUGGAUGGCUGCAAGUGGUAGCAGGAAGAGCUUUGUGGAUUCGUUGGUAAGUGCAGUAUGUAUUUGUGAGUAGCUUUCUAAAUGUUCUUUUGAUGUAUAAAGAUACUAGAUGAAAUUGCAGAUAAUUGAGGUCUGUAAUAUAGCAAUCAAAACUGUUUAUAACUUCAUCAUAUUCAACUAUUUAAUGAAAAUAUCUGGCACA
Molecule: messenger RNA, 1516 nt
Organism: Dendrobium catenatum
Lineage: Eukaryota; Viridiplantae; Streptophyta; Magnoliopsida; Asparagales; Orchidaceae
Exons: 7
Coding region: 111-1280 (389 amino acids)
Cellular component (GO): cytoplasm; membrane
Source: RefSeq, a predicted model, not a curated record